Nerophis lumbriciformis (worm pipefish) is the source of this 8905-nucleotide messenger RNA. Its product is annotated as voltage-dependent T-type calcium channel subunit alpha-1I-like. The record is from RefSeq and is a predicted model, not a curated record. Gene Ontology annotation, molecular function: voltage-gated sodium channel activity; low voltage-gated calcium channel activity. NCBI's taxonomy places the organism in Eukaryota, Metazoa, Chordata, Actinopteri, Syngnathiformes, Syngnathidae. Gene Ontology annotation, cellular component: plasma membrane; voltage-gated calcium channel complex; neuron projection. Gene Ontology annotation, biological process: calcium ion import; calcium ion transmembrane transport; membrane depolarization during action potential.
UAAAGUCUCCAGGUGUGAAGGUGUGAAGGUGGCCCUUUGUUCCCGGGCUUCAGACACGUCUGCUUUGACUGGACGCAGCAAACAAUGAAGUCCUAACGAGGCGCCACACGGGAAGGCAGGACGCGGGUUACGUUGUGGUCUUUCUGCAUUGCUGCAACAUUUAAGACCUUUCCCCGCCUGCCGCAGUCUGCAGAAUUUUUUAUUUUAUUUUGGGUGCUGGAGUGGAAUAUAUAAUUCAAAGCUGCCUGGGGACCGAAGUUGGACGGGCCAAUUAAACGCGUCCCCGGAAACAUGGCCUGAAGACGACCUUGUGAGCGGGGGCCCGGAAUAGGAAACAAACUCACUCGCCGGACACUUCAUUAGUGAGUCAAGACUGUUGCGUUGCCAUGACGAGCGAGGAAGAGGAGGAGGGCCCCGGCGCUGAGGCAUCAUCGGCGCGGUCGGCGGCGACCAUGGCCCGGGCGGCGGCGGCAACCAUUGCCGGUGGCGACGGCGGCGACGGUGUCAUCACCCGACCCUCCUCCCCCCGCGGGCGCUCCACCUACCACCUCCCUGGCCCCGAGGAGGAGGAGGAGGAGGCCGAUGACGAGGAAGACGACGACGGCGGCAGCAGCGCCGCCAGCGUUCUGGUGGUGCCGCACCCCGAGCUGGUCCCUGUGGUCUUCUUCUGCCUCAAGCAGACCACAUGUCCUCGCAGUUUGUGCAUCCGCAUGGUCUCCAGUCCUUGGUUCGAGCGUGUGAGCAUGAUGGUGAUCUUGCUGAACUGUGUCACGUUGGGAAUGUACCAACCCUGCGAGAACAUCGACUGCUCCUCCGAUCGAUGUCAAAUACUGCAGGCCUUCGACGCCUUCAUCUACAUUUUCUUCGCCAUGGAGAUGGUCAUCAAGAUGGUGGCGCUGGGGAUCUUCGGCCGCCGCAGUUACCUGGGCGACACGUGGAACCGGCUGGACUUCUUCAUCGUCAUGGCAGGGAUGGUGGAAUACUCUCUGGACCUGCAGAACCUCAACUUCACAGCCAUCAGGACGGUCCGCGUCCUGCGACCGCUCAAAGCCAUCAACAGAGUGCCCAGCAUGCGCAUCCUGGUCAACCUGCUCCUGGACACGCUGCCCAUGCUGGGCAACGUCCUGCUGCUCUGCUUCUUCGUCUUCUUCAUCUUCGGCAUCAUCGGCGUGCAGCUGUGGGCGGGGCUUCUGAGGAACCGCUGCUACCCCGAGGAGAACUUCACACUCACGUACGGCAUCAGCCUGCCGCGUCCUUACUACAUGGCGAGCGAGGACGACGAGCGGCCCUUCAUCUGCUCGCUGCCCGUGGACAACGGCAUCAUGUCGUGUCUGGACGUGCCGGCGCGCCGCGAGGGAGGCCGCACGUGCUGCCUGGACAAGGACGACGUGCUCUACCGCCAGUCGCUGGGUCUCAGCGUGGAGCCGCCCGCCAACGGCAGCGUGGGCGCGUCGGGCCUCUGCGUCAACUGGAACCGGUACUACACCAGGUGUCACACCGGCUCCAGCAACCCGCACAAGGGCGCCAUCAACUUCGACAACAUCGCCUACGCCUGGAUCGUCAUCUUCCAGGUGAUCACCUUGGAAGGCUGGGUGGAGAUCAUGUACUACGUCAUGGACGCACACUCCUUCUACAACUUCAUCUACUUCAUCCUGCUCAUCAUCGUGGGCUCCUUCUUCAUGAUCAACCUGUGCCUGGUGGUCAUCGCCACGCAGUUCUCCGAGACCAAGCAGCGGGAGCACCAGCUGAUGCAGGAGCAGCGGGCGCGCUGCUCGUCCUCCUCCACGCUCGCCAGCGAGCCCGGCGACUGCUACGAGGCACUCUUCCAGCUCAUCUGCCACAUGAUCCGCAAGGCCCGCAGGCAGACCGUCACCCUCCUCAACGCCGUGCGCGGGAAACCCCGCGGCUUCGGAGGCGUGGGCAGAGGCAGGAGAGGCGACGGCAGGGAGCGCAACGCCAACGGGAGAGGAGGGCGGGAGCGACGAGACGCCUUCCGACCAGGUCCACCCUGCCCACACCGCCACAGAGCCCACCACGCCCCCUCAGGUGAGCCCACGGCGCUCACCACCGCCUGCCCCCAAUGCGACGGGGUGGUGGCGGCCAAGGAGGAGGCGGAGGAGGGCGCGGUGGAGGAGGCGGACACGAGGCUGUGGUACGAAGUGAGGAUGAAGCUGUGGGCCAUCGUGGAGAGCAAGUACUUCAACAGAGGCAUCAUGAUCGCCAUCCUGAUCAACACCAUCAGUAUGGGCAUCGAACAUCACCAGCAGCCCGAGGAGCUGACCAACGUUCUGGAGAUCUGCAACAUUGUCUUCACCAGCAUGUUCUCUCUGGAGAUGAUCCUCAAGCUCACCGCCUUCGGCUCCUUCAACUACCUGAGGAACCCUUACAACGUCUUCGACGGCGUCAUCGUCAUCAUCAGCGUCUGCGAGAUCGUGGGUCAGUCCGACGGCGGCCUGUCGGUGCUGAGAACCUUUCGGCUGCUGCGUGUGCUCAAGCUGGUCAGGUUCAUGCCGGCCCUGAGGAGACAGCUGGUGGUCCUGAUGAAGACCAUGGACAAUGUGGCCACCUUCUGCAUGCUGCUCAUGCUCUUCAUCUUCAUCUUCAGCAUUUUGGGGAUGCACAUCUUUGGCUGCAAGUUCAGUCUGAAGACGGAGACGGGAGACACGGUCCCAGACAGGAAGAACUUUGACUCGCUGCUGUGGGCCAUCGUCACCGUCUUCCAGAUCCUGACCCAGGAGGACUGGAACGCCGUCCUGUACAACGGCAUGGCGGCCACCUCGCCCCUGGCCGCGCUCUACUUCGUGGCCCUGAUGACCUUCGGGAACUACGUCCUCUUCAACCUGCUGGUGGCCAUCUUGGUGGAGGGUUUCCAGGCGGAGGGCGACGCCACCCACUCCUACUCGGACGACGACCGCUCCUCUUCCAACUUUGACGAGAGCGAGAAGCACGAUUCCAUAAAACUGUCCGACCCCAGGAUCUGUAGCUUGACGCCCAACGGUCACCUGGAGCUGGGGUCCAGGGGGUCGCGCUCCUCAGAGAGGCGGAGCUUCACCGGCGAGUCCCGGAAGAGCAGCGUGAUGAGCAAAGGUAGCCUGGAGAGACGCUCCCUCUCUCUGCGUCACGCUCGCAGUUCCACCUACCACAACUGGGGGCGCCCUGUGCGGCCGCAGGGAGCGUGGACUCGCAGGUCCAGUUCCAACAGUCUGGGUCAGAGAAACCACGGUCACGGCGGGGCCCCCCAGGUGGGCGGCAGCCUCCGCGUGCACAGCACCCGCACCCCCUACCCCCACCCCCCCGCUCCCGAGCAGGAGUCCCUUCUCUCCAGGCCCCCGCACCACCCUCCGCCCCCGCCCGGCUUCCUCCUGUCCAGACACUUGGCCGCCGGAAGGGACCGCCGGGCGUUGUCCUUGGAGCUCUCCGAGCUGCCCCAGGCGGACGGCCUGCCCCUCGUCAACACCGACAACGGGAAGCGGUCCGGAGCGGGCGGCUCCGUCACGGAGGGUUCCGGAAGCGGUUUCGGGACGGACCACCGGGACUGCAACGGCAAGACGCCGGGUCACCACAGCCUCUUGAUGUUGGACGUUUACCCCCAAGUCAACGCGCGGAAAGAACGGGCCGACCUGGACGAGGAGACCGACUAUAAUGUUUGUUUCCGGGUGCAGAAAAUGUUCGAGGUGUACAAACCCGACUGGUGUGACAGCAGAGAGGACUGGUCCGUCUACUUCUUCUCCCCUCAAAACAAGUUCCGGCUGCUGUGUCAGUCCAUCAUCGCUCACAAGCUCUUUGACUACGUGGUCUUGGUCUUCAUCUUCCUCAACUGCAUCACGGUGGCUCUGGAGAGGCCCAGGAUCCUUCAGGGCAGCCUGGAAAGGCUCUUCCUCACUCUCUCCAACUACAUCUUCACCGCCAUCUUUGUCGCCGAGAUGACUGUCAAGGUGGUGUCCAUGGGCCUCUACCUGGGAGAGAAAGCCUACCUGAGGAGCAGCUGGAACAUUCUGGACGGCUUCCUGGUCUUUGUGUCGCUCAUCGACAUCGUGGUGUCCAUGGCGGGCGGCGCCAAGAUCCUGGGCGUCCUGCGCGUCCUCCGGCUGCUGCGGACGCUGCGUCCCCUCCGGGUCAUCAGCAGGGCCCCCGGCCUCAAGCUGGUGGUGGAGACCCUCAUCACCUCCCUCAAGCCCAUCGGCAACAUCGUCCUCAUCUGCUGCGCCUUCUUCAUCAUCUUCGGCAUUCUGGGAGUUCAGCUGUUCAAAGGCAAGUUCUACUACUGCGUGGGCGUCGACGUGAAAAACAUCACCAACAAGUCCGACUGCCUGGCUGCCAACUACCGAUGGGUUCAUCACAAAUACAACUUUGACAACCUCGGACAGGCUCUGAUGUCCUUGUUUGUGCUGGCCUCCAAAGACGGAUGGGUCAACAUCAUGUACCACGGACUGGAUGCGGUGGGGAUAGACCAGCAGCCGGCGACCAACACCAGCCCGUGGAUGCUGCUCUACUUCAUCUCCUUCCUGCUCAUCGUCAGCUUCUUCGUGCUCAACAUGUUCGUGGGCGUGGUGGUGGAGAACUUCCACAAGUGUCGGCAACACCAGGAGGUGGAGGAGGCGCGGCGGCGCGAGGAGAAGCGCCAGCGCCGCAUGGAGAAGAAGAGGAGGAAGGCCCAGAAGCUUCCCUACUAUGCAUCGUACGGCCCAGCCCGCCUGGCCAUCCACACGCUGUGCACCAGCCACUACCUGGACCUGGUCAUCACCUUCAUCAUCUGCAUCAACGUCAUCACCAUGUCCCUGGAGCACUACAGCCAGCCGCAGUCUCUGGAAACGGCGCUGAAGUACUGCAACUACUUCUUCACCUCCACCUUUGUCAUCGAAGCCACGCUCAAGCUGGUGGCCUUCGGGUUCCGGCGUUUCUUCAAAGACAGGUGGAACCAGUUGGACCUGGCCAUUGUGCUGCUGUCAGUGAUGGGCAUCACGCUGGAGGAGAUUGAGAUCAAUGCCUCCCUGCCCAUCAACCCCACCAUCAUCAGGAUCAUGAGGGUGCUCCGGAUAGCACGAGUUUUGAAGUUGCUGAAGAUGGCCACCGGGAUGAGAGCGCUGCUGGACACGGUGGUCCAGGCUCUUCCUCAGGUGGGGAAUCUGGGCCUGCUCUUCAUGUUGCUCUUCUUCAUCUACGCGGCUCUCGGCGUCGAGCUCUUUGGUGAGCUGGUGUGUAACCUGGACUAUCCCUGCGAGGGCAUGAGUCGCCACGCCACCUUCGAGAACUUCGGGAUGGCCUUCCUCACCCUCUUCCAGGUCUCCACGGGCGACAACUGGAAUGGCAUCAUGAAGGACACGUUACGGGAGUGCCCGCCAGGCCGCCCGCCAGGCCGCCCGGGCGGCGGCGGCGACUACGGCUGCCACCCGGGCCUGCAGUUCAUCUCGCCGCUGUACUUCGUGUCCUUCGUGCUGACGGCGCAGUUUGUCCUCAUCAACGUGGUGGUCGCCGUGCUGAUGAAGCACCUGGACGACUCCAACAAGGAGGCCCAGGAGGACGCCGAGAUGGACGCCGAGAUCGAGCUGGAGCUGGCCCAGGGGGGUCUCUGCUGCAUGAUGGGAGGUAUCGGGGCCAUCGCUGGGGCUGCCGCCGCCGCCAGCGUGGGCGGCGGAGCACCAGCCGCCGCUGCCACCAGUGCCAUGGCGGCAGGUUCCGUCGGCGGCCUGAGCUGCGCUUUGAUGGUGACACCAAAGGACGGCGGAGGAGGAUGCGGUGGUCCUCAGCACCGAUGUCGACUUUAUUCUCCUGCUCAGGAGAGCCAGUGGCUGGACAGCGUGUCUCUGCUCAUUAAGGACUCGGGGGAAGGCGACAUGAUCGACAACCUCUCGGGUUCCGUCUUCCAUCACUACUGCUCAGCUCCCGUCUGCCAGGACUGUGAGGGACACACGCAGGAGAUCCGGCUGGCGGAGGUGGAGCAGACGUCGCUGAUUUCGGAGCAACUGUCGGACCGGUCGUCAUCUACGGCGCUGCCUGAUGACCUCAGCCUGGACGAACAUGGGAGCUACCAGCUGCUGGUCGGAGGAAGUCAGAGGGGCAGCAGCGACUCCCAGAGUUCGGGGGAGUCGGCCACCGAGGGGCGCUACAGCGGGCGCCAUCACCUCGGGGGCGACGACGAGGAAGAGGCAGUCCGGGAGCUGUCCGAGGUGGGCGUCCAUCCUCGCUUGUGUCCUCUCUCAGUGGAAGGGCAAAGCCCGGCGCCUUGCAGAGAUGAGCGCGUAAGCCGCAGCCAAGGAGCUCGUUGGCCGUCGCCGCUCUUUCACCUGCCGGCCGACUUCUUCCACCCGGCCGCCGCGGCCCACCCGGGCGCUCCCGAGAGCCCGGGGGAGAGAUCGCCAUCCAGGCCGGAUCAGCUGUCCUCCUGGGCCUCCCUGCGCUCGCCCGGAGCCAACAGCGGGCCGCCACGCUCACGGUACACAUCCCACAGCCACCCGUCCUCGGCCGUAGGCGGUUCAGAAGACAGCCUGCAGUCGGCGCCGGAGGGAGUUCUCAGCGUCUUGCCGCCUCGGGAACUGGAUCUCCCCUGUCGACUCUCCAGCCCCCCCUCAAAUGUCAGUGCAGGCCAGCAGCUGGGCCGCCCGACAGGGAAGAAACGGGUCUCCCCGGUUCCCUUCCAGGCCACUCGGGGCCACCGGAGGAGCCAGAGCAGCUCCGGCGGCGGCACCUCUACCCCCAAGGACUCCAUGGACCCGUCUGACUGCGCCUCUGAGGCUCUGAACAGCCUCUCGCUGAACUCGCUGCUCACGCCGGCCUCUUUGGCGCCCCCGCUGGGGAAGAAAUGUAACAGCACAGGCUCGCUGGACCAACCUAAGGGGAGCAAAGAUGGAUGCCAUCUCCUUGAGGACGAUGCUCACGGGUACUGGACGGCGGGUAGGGCGGGAGACGGCGACGUCACAGACUUCAGCGGGGAAAACGGCAACCGGGAAAGAGGCACAAACUCCCGAAAGAACAGAUGAAACUCUUCUUGUGGAACUCCUGACUAGAGAGGGACUCUUCCGACUUGUUCUGUGACCCACCCAACUCGUCUUUGAACCGUCUGUUCCGUCACUCCCCUCCCGGGUUCCGGCUGCUCGGGAUGGGUUGUCAGUUCGCUGACUCUGGAAUGAUGGUAAUUGUCGUGGUUCAUGAGGCUUCCUGGAAGCGGCUUGAAAAACAGGGAGAGGAUUCGGGACUCUGAACCGGGGCGCCUGCAAAAAAAAAAAUAGCCAUGGUCAGUGUUGGUCACAUGGCACACUUUCUGCGGAAGAAGAAGCAGAACUCUACCUGUUUUUAUAUCCUUCUAGAUGGCUGAUAAGUAGCAUUGGACAAGAGACAGGAUGUUUCAAAGGUGAGCUAUUUUCUGGAAGUAGACUCAAAUGUUCUCUGAAGACGUUUCCAUCAAGCGGUCCAGUCUGGAUUAUUUUCAAAGUACCUACUAUGGAGUCAAAAGUAAGGGACUACAUUUAAAGAGCGCUGUUGGAAAACUCCUUCAAAUUCAACCCACCAAUGCAGCUUCCGAAUGCUAACGAGUGGGGACACUGAGCUGGCGUAUGCAACAAGGCUUUUCGGAAAGGUGUCACCCCUAUUAAACCAUCGAGAUUGAGUACCCCUUUUAGUGUAGCCCCUCAGUUGGAGCUAGGGAUGGGUACCGAAUUUGGCACUUUUUAUAGGUACUGACCAAAUUCCAUUGGUACUACCGGGUACCAAUUAGUGUAAAAUUAAACAGUACCAUAUUCCGGUACUUUUGUUGCAGAAAUCGACUCAACCACUUGGUUGUCAAAUAGACAAAAAGCGGGAAAACAGUGCUCAAAAGUAAGGAACGUUAAAACAACACGUCUGUCCCCAUUGAAAAAUCCCACCAAUGCAGCUAUUGAAUGCUAACAUGAAGCUAGCUACCUAGCUAAAGAGUGGGUACACUGAACCGUCCUAUGUAACAAGGAUUUCGGAAAGGUGACGCCCCCUUAGACCAUCUGGAUUGAGUCCCCCAUAGGGUGCAGGCCCUUAAUUGGAACUAGGUAUGGGUGCCGAAUUAGGUACUUUUUAUAGGUACCGACUGGCCAUUCAUGUAAAAUCAUCCAUCCAUUUUCCUCCGCUUAUCCGAGUUCGCGUACGCACUAGCCUAAGCAGGGAAGCCCAGACUUCCCUCUCCCCAGCCACUUCGUCCAGCUCCUCCCGGGGGAUCCUUAGGCGUUCCCAGGUCAGCCGGGAGACAUAGUCUUCCCAACGUGUCCUGGGUCUUCCCCUUGGCCCCCUGCCGGUCGGACGUGCCCCAGGAGUUCGGGUGGCAUCCUAACCAGAUGCCUGAAGCACCUCAUCUGGCUCCUCUCCAUGUGGAGGAGCGGCGGCUUUACUCUGACUUCCUCCCGGAUGGCAGAGCUUCUCACCCUAUCUCUAAGGGAGAGACCCGCCACCCGGCGGAGGAAACUCAGUUCGGCCGCUUGUACCUGUCAUCUUGUCCUUUCGGUCAUCGCCAUCAUCGGCGGUCACUCGAACGAGUAUGACGAUCCUCCUGGUAGGGCUGUAUCCCUUUAUGGAGGAUGCCUGUUUUGACUUAGUUUAAUGUGGGGAGACUGGUGCACAGACAGUCACCACACGAUCAUUGACGGAAUCAAGUCAGGGUCAGUAGUAUGGAGUCCAAGACGACUGGGGACCCUUUUCUGCUGCAGCCUUCUUCCGCCAUCGCAGCCGUUGUGGUAGUUCUUAAAAUCUACCGUCUUCCGCCUGAUCCGCCGUUGAGGUCUUCACCGUAUCCCUGGCUAGGGGGCAGUCAGGUACUAGCCUAAGCAGGGAAGCCCAGACUUCCCUCUCCCCAGCCACUUCGUCCAGCGCCUCCCGGGGGAUCCCUAGGCGUUCCCAGGUCAGUCGGGAGACAUAGUCUUCCCAACGUGUCCUGGGUCUUCCCCUU